Messenger RNA from Lotus japonicus, 1511 nucleotides. Its product is annotated as putative transferase At4g12130, mitochondrial. The transcript has 5 exons. Bases 46 to 1215 code for a protein of 389 amino acids. Lineage: Eukaryota; Viridiplantae; Streptophyta; Magnoliopsida; Fabales; Fabaceae. Gene Ontology annotation, molecular function: protein binding. The record is from RefSeq and is a predicted model, not a curated record. Gene Ontology annotation, cellular component: mitochondrial matrix.
AUCUUCUUCUUCUUCUUGUUCUUCACUCUAAGAACAACAGUAACCAUGAAUCGCUUAGCAUUUCCCAAAUCAUUUGCUCCACGUUGCAGAGCCAUACACCAAGCAACCAGCAACCACUGCCGACGAGAAACCCAGCUCCAAACUCCCGCCGGCCCCGUCGCCUCCCUCCUCAAGUCCCGUUCUGUCAUACGAUUCCGAGGAGCUGACACCAUCAAGUUCCUUCAGGGUCUGUUGACCAACGAUGUACGGCGGUUCGGUGAAAAAACCACCGCCAAUGAGCCCACACCCACGGCGGUUCCUCCUUUAUAUGCUGCGCUGUUGACUCCUCAAGGGAGGUUCCUCUAUGACCUCUUUCUAUACAACCCGCCCAGAGCUACCGGCAAGGUUGAUGAGCCCUUUGAUUUGUAUGCCGAUGUCGAUGCUUCUGUGUUGGAUGAAUGUUUCGAAACUUUCAUAAAAUACCGGUUGAGGUCAAAGGUUGAGAUUGAUAAUGUCACAAACGAUUUCUCAUGCUGGCAGCGUUAUGGUUUUGGCUCUACUGAGAAGUCCUCAAACGUAGAAGAACCAGAGGCAACCUCUGUUGGCUGGGGUGCUGGUGUGAAUGAUGCUGCAAUGUCAGCUUCACGUGGGGGUAACAUUGGGUGGCAAUGGUUUAAGGAUCCCAGAUUGGACUGUCUUGGUUUCCGAGGGAUCUUCCCGUCAAAUAUAACUCCACCUCUAAUUGAAGCUGACAAAGAGACUGAUGAAAUGAACUAUCUUUUGUGGAGGAUAGAGAAGGGAGUCGCAGAAGGAUCAACCGAGAUUCCAAAAGGUGAGGCAGUACCGCUUGAGUAUAAUCUUGUAGGGCUUAAUGCAAUCAGCUUUGACAAAGGUUGCUAUGUAGGCCAGGAAUUUGUCGCUCGUACACACCACAGAGGGGUGAUUAGGAAGCGCAUAGUUCCUCUAAGGUUUCUUGACAACAAUGAGAAAGAAUUAGCAGACAAAGUCAUUCCUGGCUCAGAAGUGAUAAACACGGCAUCUGGUAAAAAAGUCGGUACAGUGACUACUGCCCUAGGCGGUCAUGGGCUGGGGCUCUUGCGACUAGAAGAAGCGUUGAAGGGGUCUGGUGCCUUAUCCAUUCAAGGACAAGAGGAUGUGAAGGUUGUUGCUAAUAAACCAGCUUGGUGGCCUUCUGAAUGGCUUCAAGAUCAUCAACAACACACUGCUUUUGCCUAGGAUGCUCAAAGUCCUUCAAAAGAUCAGUAUUUAAGAAAAAAAUGGUGGGUGAGUUAGCUUAUAAACGUGGAGUUAAUGUAAUCCUUAUGCUUCCACAGGGUGAAUAGCUAGUGAAAAAGGAAACUGGAAGAUGGCACUUUUGUAUUUCUUGCGGUAUAAGUUCCCUAAUGUAAAACAAUUUUGUUUUUGGCAAUUUAGAAAGGAAAAAGAUACCUGUGCAAAGUCAGCUGUUUCAGCAUACAUGUUUGUAACUAGCAGUACAUUUGUGGCUUUAUAAUAUAUAACUUGGGUGUUAA